AUAUUUUUGAACCGGUUCUGUCGGUCUAGCGUCAUUCAUUCAGUCGGUCCUCUCAAAACUGGACUAGUUUUUUUUUUAUCGCGAGACUGUACGCGAUAAGUGAAGACACUCCGUCUGUGGGGAAGACCACUUGCAAGCAACAGUGUGCGUUCUGUAGCUGUCCAGGCAGAACACAGCAUGGAGCCCAUCAAGGAACAGGUCCAUGCUACGCGGGACCCUGCCGCCAACAGGCAGGAUCCAUUGCAAAGUCAGGAGACAUCCUUCUCUUCGAAAGCAGCAGAUACUGUUACAUCUUGUAUUCAGGCCGAAGUGUCUGAGAUGUGCACAAAAGAGUUUGUGCACAGGCGAUUUCCAUUCACCAAAUGGCUCCCGCAAUAUAAUUUCUCCACUUUAGUUCAAGACGUGCUUGCUGGGUUAACUGUUUCACUGACCUUAAUUCCACAGUCAAUUGCAUAUGCUGAAGUUGCAGGUCUACAGCCACAGUAUGGGCUAUAUGCAUCAUUUAUGAGUUGCUUUGUAUAUAUUUUUCUGGGCAGCUGCAAGGAUAUCACCAUUGGUCCAACAGCCAUUAUGGGUAUCAUGACAAAUCCUUUUGUUGUUGAAAAUGAUAAUCCAGACUUUGCAGUUCUCUUGUGUUUCCUCAUGGGGUGCGUUAUAGUUUUGGUGGGAUUAUUAAGACUUGGUUUUCUGGUGGAGUUCAUAUCACUUCCUGUCAUAGCUGGCUUUAUAUCAGCUGCAGCCAUCACAAUUGCAUCAUCUCAACUGAAGAGCCUGCUGGGAAUUAAAGGGAGUGGUAAUGAUUUUCUGGAGUCAUGGGAAAACCUGUUUAAUAAUAUACAGAAUACACAACCUGGAGAUGUGACACUGGGUGUUUGCACUAUAAUUCUUCUGCUGAUUGGACGGAAAAUGAAAGACUUUGCUGGGAGUCGUCAGAACUCUUCUGCAGUUCGCAGAUUCUUGGGGAAGACAAUGUGGAUAAUUUCAAUAUCACGAAAUUCUAUUGUUGUCAUCAUUGGUAUGCUUCUGGCCUACAUUCUCGAAAGCAAGGGAUUCAAGCCCUUCAAAAUAACAGGUGAGGUUGAAGAUGGAUUUCCACCAUUUGGACUUCCUCCAUUCACUACAGUCUCGCACAACCAAACCCUCAAUUUUGAGGAUAUGGCAAGCAAAUUUGGCACUUCCCUGCUGAGUGUUCCUUUCAUCUCAAUCCUGGAGACUAUUGCUAUAGCUAAGUCUUUCUCUAAGGGUAAAGCAGUGGAUGCUUCUCAGGAGUUAUUUGCAUUGGGCUUUUCUAACAUUAUGAGCUCAUUUGUGCGUUCUUUCCCACUUGCUGGAUCUUUCUCUCGUACAGCUGUGAACAAUGCAUCAGGCGUCAAAACUCCUCUUGGUGGUCUGAUGACUGGUGCUAUGGUCUUAAUGGCACUGGGUCUUCUCACCUCCACUUUUGCGUACAUUCCAAAGGCAACUCUUGCAGGUGUUAUCAUCAGUGCUGUUAUCUUCAUGGUGGAAUAUGAAAUGGUUCCUUUACUUUGGAGGACAAAAAGGAUUGACCUUAUUCCUAUGGCAGUCACAUUCAUAGCAUGCUUGGGAAUUGGACUUGACUAUGGUAUGCUUCUUGGUAUUGGUGUCAAUCUGAUGUUCAUACUGUACAGUUCAGCUCGUCCAAAGGUCCAGGUCCGCAAUUUGACCAUUGAAGCACAAGAAGUGUUGUUGGUGAUCCCAGAACAGGGUCUUGUAUUUCCUGCUGCAGAGUACAUCCGAGAUGCAGUGUUCAGAUCCUGCCUGAUGACAGAAAGCAAUGUAAUAGUUGUUAUUGAGGGAACAAAUGUUCAUCAUAUAGAUUUUACAGUUGCACAGAACAUGGCAAUGCUUGUGGAUGACUUAGAGAUCAAGAAUCAGAAGAUUAUCUUCUGGAAUUGGAAGCAUAGUGCAGAGGUGGUGUGUCGGGGUAUAGAUGCCAAAUUGUCAAAAUAUUUUUAUUAUGAAGGAAAUAUGGAGAGCUUGUUGCAAGGACUGACUGCUGAAAGGGGCCAUAAUGGUACAGGUGACAGCACAAAUGAAACUAACAGCACAUCCUUAGUAACUGAACCAAGUGUGUGAUAUAACACUGGAGCUUUUUAGAAAUCGGGUGAAAUUUAUUGAACGUUUCCAGCCACAUUUGUGCCGUGAUUUUUGCACAGUACAAGUAAGGACACCAGAGCUGCAUUUAACAAGUGUCAACAGAGAAAUGUUUGAAAACAAUUUUGUACUUACAUAUUUUAUGUUUUGUAAUUUGUACAUACAGUGGAAUCUUCUUUUAAUAUCCCUCAAUUUAAGGGUUCCCCCCCCCCCCCAUUUAAGAUUCAGUUUUAAUGAUCUCUUGCCAAUUUUAGUUAAAGACUGUAAUCUUGAGACUUUCGGGGUGAGGAAGUGGGGUGAAGGAGGAAAGACAGCGUCUGUCUUUAUCGCUUCUGACUUCCUGUAUUCCUUGCAAGUCUUAAAAUUACAGUCGCGCACCGUAUCUUGGUGUUAAUUUUCUGUUUACAAUUUUUGUCAGUUAAAUUCUCCCAAAAGAAUCCUAUGUGGAGGUUUAACUGAAAUGUGUUUGUUGUGCUGUGAUAUGGACAUAUUUAUUUGGAGCCACAAACUUACAUUAAUUUACCCAGCAUAUUGUGUAAGGGGGUGAUGUCAGUAUCCAUUUACAAAAGAGUAUAAUUUUUUAUUUAUCUAAUUCUCAUUGAGUACAGUGUUUUAACUGUGCACUUGGAAAGAUAUGCAUUUUCAAAUUGUAGUUUGUUUCAUAUGCAAUUAUGUAAGCUAAUUUUUCAUGAUCAUUUUGUUCAAGUUGUAUUAAUCCCUUUUAAUGAGAAUUCAUUCUCUACUGUUUCUUUUAAUAACUUCUGAAUUUAUACAUGUAGGAAGGUAGGAAGUUUUCACAUGCUCUUCAAUUGUCGGUACAAGUUUGAGCUGCAAUUAUAAGAACAAAACAAAUUUGAGAGGAACUGCCACAUGCUAUUUUAUUCCUAUGAUAAGAGUGGUUAAGUAAGAAUAUAUUGAAUUCUUCAUCCAUACACACAAUUUUAACCAGUUAUGACAGAUGCUUUCUACUGUAGUACAGUAUGCUGUGUACUUAAAGCAUUUAUUGUCCAACUUGUAGUUGAAACAUCCAUGUUCCAUUUUCAGACAAAAAGAAAAGGUUUACAGGUACAGUGGAGUUUCUCAGGUACUUUACAUGAUUUGUAAUAAUUUAUAGAUGUAUCCACUGACUAGCAGCUUUGAAGUAUUUUCAUCUGAAACUGAUUAUAAGUCUGUAUAUUUGCAUAAUACUUGUACAUUUUUAUUUUAGGUCAUUCAGGAACUCAAUGAAGAUAUCCAUUUAUACAAUACUUAAUCUGGAUUGACCACGUAUCCUUUUAAUGAUGUGUAUGGUUAGUUCACAGUAGAAUUGAAGCUUCGUUGUAAGUAAUUUGUACCUGGCCUAAUGAGCAUGUAUGGUACAGUGAAAGUUAUAGAAUUUUAUUGUUAGGGAGCUAUGGUAGCAUUAUAGAAAGUGUAAAGAAAAGUUUUAUGUGCAGUGAUCCACUGUUUUAAAGUUAAUACACAGAUGUUAAUUUAGCUUUCAUGUAGUCUGUUAUUGGUGUAUUAAGGUUGUGUUAAUGUUACUGUUUUAGAUUUGUGUUCCAAAUUACAAUUAUGUCCGUCAUAUUGAUGCUAUUUACAUGCACUUCUCUGCUUAUUUAUUGGAAACUUGAGAAAUAAUAUUUUAAACACGAAGUCUUUUUAAUAAGCAUAUGCUUAAAAUCCAAUGCUUAUUUAUUCUUGGUGAUUUUUUUUAAUUUAUCUGU
Zootermopsis nevadensis is the source of this 3821-nucleotide messenger RNA. RefSeq names its product sodium-independent sulfate anion transporter-like. Gene Ontology annotation, cellular component: membrane. NCBI's taxonomy places the organism in Eukaryota, Metazoa, Arthropoda, Insecta, Blattodea, Termopsidae. The record is from RefSeq and is a predicted model, not a curated record. Gene Ontology annotation, biological process: transmembrane transport.